Molecule: messenger RNA, 1415 nt
Organism: Labrus bergylta (ballan wrasse)
Lineage: Eukaryota; Metazoa; Chordata; Actinopteri; Labriformes; Labridae
Product: CD209 antigen-like protein E
Source: RefSeq, a predicted model, not a curated record
UUGGUGAAUGGUUGUUAUCACACUAUUUUGAUCACCUUUGAAACGUGUUACUUCCUCACAAGAUUGAGAAAAUGUGAACUUGAAACCAAAGGGAGUUUUUCAGCAUUCAAACACAGUCCAUGCUGCAGAGCAGACCUUGUAGGCAUCAGUGGGAGUGAUGGAGGAAAUCUACGCCAAUAUUGAAUAUGAAAAACCUGUCAACACAAAACCUCGGACAGGUCCAGAGAGCUCAGGGAGGAGAUUUUACAGAGCGGUUGUUCUUCUUCUGGGACUGCUGAGUCUUAUCCUGCUGGCUGGGAUCAUCGCCCUCGGUGUCCACUAUUCAUCAGAAUUCUCCGCCACCAAAGCCAAUUUUACCGAGCGUCUGCAGGACAGAGAGAACCAGCUGUCCUCCCUGACUGAACAGAGAGACCUGCUGAAUGCCAACCUCACUGAAAAGACUAAAGAGCUGGAAAGACUUCAGACUUUGUCAAAACAGAAGAAAACUUGUCCUACUGGAUGGAAGAUGUUCCGUUGUUCCUGUUAUCUCUUCUCAACUCACACUAAGACUUGGGAAGGAAGCAGACAAGACUGCAGAGACAAUGACGCAGAUCUGGUGGUUGUAGACAGUUUUGAAGAGCAGGAAUUUCUAACUAACAACAUCAAAACAGACACUUGGAUUGGUCUGAGUGACCGGGACAAUGAAGGCACCUGGAAAUGGACGGAUGACACUCCCCUGACUCGGGGGUACUGGUGGACAGGUCAGCCUGAUAACGGUGGAGGAGAUCCAAAUUGGGGCGAGGAGGACUGUGUCCAUUUUGGAGCGGGCAAGAAAAAAGAGGCAAACUGGAAUGAUCUCAGAUGUGACGUAUCCAAACUGUGGAUCUGUGAAAAAUAGCAAAACAAUGGAAUGAUUUACACUGUAUGUUAUUAAGAGCACACUAAAUGUCCUUUAAACUACCUUUAUCUGUGCAAGAGCACUAGGCCUCCAUCAGAGUUGCGCUCAACGCUGAUUACGGCCUAGUGCUGAAAGGCGUCCGUUGUUGUUUUGCUGCUCUUUCCCAGAUAAAGGAAACUUAAGUGACAUUUAGUGUGCUGACGUUUCUGUCUCUUUUUAGUCUUUUUAGUGCACCUGAAACUGUGUUUACUGUCGACUAUGCUCCUUUUCUUUUUCUGUUUUUGCACUGUAUGUUUUUGCAAGAGGCCAUUAGUAAGGUGUAAUAUUCUCACAUAAUAUCAUUGUGGUUGCUUAGCAACACUGUUGUGUUGUAAGUCAGUAACAUGUGUGCCUAUUGGUUGCUGACUGAGCCUGAUUGUGAUUGGUCCGCAGUGUAUGCAGACAGAGCCUGUUCUGUUCAGUAUGUGUCAGAAGUUCGCCUUCCUAGUAAGACUUCACCUGAAUGUACACGACUGCAAAUAAAGAUUCAGUUAAAGCA